CGCGCGAGCUAGAAGCGCCCCAGCCCGGCAAGCUGGCUCACCCGCUGGCCACCCAGCCCAGCCCGCUGGCCCCUCUCCUGCAGCCCCUCUGGCGGAGCGGCGGCGGCGGCGGCCGGAGGAUGGCAUCAGAACUGGCGAUGAGCAACUCCGACCUGCCCACCAGUCCCCUGGCCAUGGAAUAUGUUAAUGACUUCGAUCUGAUGAAGUUUGAAGUGAAAAAGGAGCCGGUGGAGACCGACCGCAUCAUCAGCCAGUGCGGCCGUCUCAUCGCCGGGGGCUCGCUGUCGUCCACCCCCAUGAGCACGCCGUGCAGCUCGGUGCCCCCGUCCCCCAGCUUCUCGGCGCCCAGCCCGGGCUCGGGCAGCGAGCAGAAGGCGCACCUGGAAGACUACUACUGGAUGACCGGCUACCCGCAGCAGCUCAACCCCGAGGCGCUGGGCUUCAGCCCCGAGGACGCGGUCGAGGCGCUCAUCAGCAGCAGCCACCAGCUCCAGGGCGGCUUCGAUGGCUACGCGCGCGGGGCGCCGCCGCUGGGCUCGGCGGCCGGGGCCGGCGCGGGCGCGCCCCUGGGCGGCGGCGGCGAGGAGAUGGGCCCCGCCGCCGCCGUGGUGUCCGCCGUGAUCGCCGCGGCCGCCGCGCAGAGCGGCGCGGGCCCGCACUACCACCACCACCACCACCACCACGCCGCCGGCCACCACCACCACCCGACGGCCGGGGCGCCCGGGGCCGCGGGCGGCGCGGCGGCGGCGGCCGGGGGCGCGGGGGGCGCGGGCGGCGGCGGCCCGGCCAGCGCCGGGGGCGGCGGCGGCGGCGGCGGCGGCGGCGGCGGCGGCGGGGGCGCGGCGGGGGCGGGGGGCGCCCUGCACCCCCACCACGCCGCGGGCGGCCUGCACUUCGACGACCGCUUCUCCGACGAGCAGCUGGUGACCAUGUCGGUGCGCGAGCUGAACCGGCAGCUGCGCGGGGUCAGCAAGGAGGAGGUGAUCCGGCUGAAGCAGAAGAGGCGGACCCUGAAAAACCGCGGCUAUGCCCAGUCCUGCCGCUUCAAGAGGGUGCAGCAGAGACACGUCCUGGAGUCGGAGAAGAACCAGCUGCUGCAGCAGGUCGACCACCUCAAGCAGGAGAUCUCCAGGCUGGUGCGCGAGCGGGACGCCUACAAGGAGAAGUACGAGAAGCUGGUGAGCAGCGGCUUCCGAGAAAACGGCUCCAGCAGCGACAACCCGUCCUCGCCCGAGUUUUUCAUAACUGAGCCCACUCGCAAGCUGGAGCCAUCAGUGGGAUGUGCCACAUUUUGGAAGCCCCAUCAACGUGUCCUUACCAGUGUAUUCACAAAUUGACAUUUAUGUGUGAACUGUACAUUAAAAAUAUAUUAUUAUAACUAUUAUUUACAGUCAUGGAUCACAACCUGCCUCUGACUUCUGUUUAGUCUCCUUUUGAAAGAAAAAUGAUUGUGUUAGGGAAGAAGUCUAUUCCAUGUGUAACCUCCAUACUGAUUAGGUCGCCUCUUGUCGGAGGGGGGGUCGAUACAGACCCACAGAAAGCUCACCUUAGCUACUCAGCUUACAGGACGCAGAACGGACAGGACUGACUGUUUCUAACAAUCUGUAAUAGUGAACGUGCAAUCUUAGUUUCCAAAUUCCAUGGAAACUUAAAAGAUAUGUGUGUGCGUUUGUGCGUGCGUGCAUGUAAAUGUAUGGACGUAUAUAUGCACAUACACAAUCAUAGGGAGGGGAGCUCCGGGAAAGUGACCGCUGGCAUUUUUAAAGCCUCUGUAGACAUGCACACUCUGAAUAGUCCUUUUACUCGUCGUCAUUUCUCUGGCAGUAAUUUUACUAAGAAAAAAAUACUAAGAAAAAAAAUGGACUCCCCCCUUCCCCAAGCAGUUACUGUGGGCAGCAGCUUUCAUCGGAGCCGGGCGCUAGGUCCUGGCUCUGUGAUGUUAAUUCAUACUCAUUUCUCAGACAUCGUUGUAAAUGCAAACAGUGCGUCGUCACAAAAUGCAAAGUUACACACCUUCCCUGUGUUGCUUCCCCUCCCCUUGCUUCCCCGGAUUCACAAAACCCCUUUAACUCCCCAGCUGCUGCUUGCACAUUUCUUUUUUCAAAACCCGUGUGGUAAUAUUUUUUUUACAACGUGUCUGAUACAUUAAUAAAUUGACAUCAAAUAGGUAGACAUUCUACUUCCUGAUCUCAGGGAGGAAAUGGUGUGUGUAGGUAUCAUAGUUAUCUGCCUCAAUGUUAUAACCACCUGGGUCCUCUUUGCACACAGGCCGCCCCAGGGGGAAAUACUCUAUUUAUUACUGAAAGCCUGAUUCUAGCGCUGAUAUUUUUCUCCCUUAUAUCUUUACCUCCGUACUUAGCGGCAUCAAUUCUAGAUCUGUUCUUAAAUAGGACCUCCCAUCCCCAAACCACCAGCUUUAAAGCUACAAGCAGUGAACAGAGGGCAAGUGGUUGCCAUCCUCAAAAACCGGUGGGGCCCAAUGUCUCAGCAUCCCCAACUCACAGCAUCUCCUUGUCUUAAUCCCUGAAGUUGCUUCUCACACAUUCAGGGUACAGGACCCUGGGAGGCUUUUGUCGUUGUGACUGUUUUUGUUUAGGCGGUUUACUUCCGUGUUCACACUGUCUUGGCUUUAUAAAGUGUAACUCCCCCUGCAUACUCGGCCAAUCAAUAUAUUUAAAAGUCUGCCUGCCACACAGGUAGCUCUGUUUGGCCUGUCAGUAGUUACAGACGGCAAUAGGUUGGGUGACUAAAAUAUAGGAGUGACACAGCCUUCUGAUCUCCGUGCCAGUAAAACACGCAGCCCAGCUCAUGUCAGCGUGCAGUGGGAGGGAAUAGGAAGCCAGACUCAUCAGCUUCAGGGCGCUGAUUUGCAAAGCUCCCCACUGUGAUGUACUUUCAUUUGAUUAAAAAAAAAAAGUAAUAACUUAGUCCCUUUCUUUGAAAAGUGUCUUUUAUUUUUUAAGAGAAACUUUCUCUAUAGUAAUAGGCUAUGAUUUUUUUUUUUUUUUUUAACCACUUCGGAUUGUUCCUUGUGUUGAAUGAAUAAUGUGCCUGACCUGUUUUGAGGAAAAUAAGAAAAAAAACCCAAAGUUUGUUCUCACUCUUGGCCCAUCCUAAAUCUAAAAGAUAACCCAAGUCCAAGGCAGGGCUUUCAGUCACUACUAGGGAGGAGACCCAGGGUUCAGCCAUCUGAAUCAGAAUUUGUUUGUAUUUGCAUUUGUCUGAAAACAAAUGCCAGAAUCUGUUUGUGUCUUAAACCACCUCUGGUAGCACUGCUAUUUCUCAUUUUUUGAUACAAAUCUUCAAAACCUUAACAUCAGACAGCCCCAGAAAAGGGGACCUCUCUCCAAACAUUGUUCCACCCCAGCUCCUCAACAAACCCAGCUCUGUGUAGCGUUUUUUUCUAGCGGGGGUAGGGGACAGGGUGAGAGAAGUUCAGUCUUCCAGGCAGUCUCAUGAUUAUCAGGGCAUAAAGGAGUACAGUCCAGCCACAAUGUGGGAACAUCCUCUACCCUUCAGAGGGGGACAAAACAAAAAACAAAGAAAAUCAAAUUGCUCUGCACGAAGGCGUAGCAAAACCCCUGGCCCCCAGUUCCUGCACCAUCUGUGGGAGGUGAGAAACGAGGGACACUGGAGAGAGCCCUGAGGAGGCCCUCCAGGCUAGCGAUAGUCCUGGUGGCUGGCCUGGAUUUCACUCGCUCACUGGCUGAAGUCAGAGCCCUCACAUAGGCCAGGUGCGAACGAGGUUCAUGGUCCCUUUCUUUCCAAUACGCCCGAGUGUCUUUCCUUUUUGAAAAAAAAAUUUGAGAGAGCAAACCCCAAGAGAGAGAUCUGGGGAAAUUGUUAAUGUCUUAACUUUGGGGGCACUUGUGAAUAUGUCACUCUGAUUUUACGGGUGAUGACAUCUUGGCCCUGUCACCCAUGUUAUGCCACUAUUUAUGUGAUCACCACAAUAGGUUUGCGGCAUCAUGACAAUUUUCAUUGUUUAAAUUCGAAAGCCUUUGUCUGUGUGUUUUCCAUAAGUUUGCCCAAUAUAACAAGGCGGAGAGAAAAGGAACGCAGGAGCAGCAUACAGAAAGCAGGUCUUGAUGUGAAUCUGUGUCCAAGUUUGAGCAGUUUUAAGAAACUCACAGAGCACAUUUUCCACCGAGAGGCUGUGAUUGGAAUGCAGGGCUCUCACCCAAAUCAUGAUCAUUUUCUGAGCACCUCCUGCCUUAUUCAGCAACAUUCAUCUUCUUUUCCUUUCUUUUUGUUAAGUAACAUACCCCUCUAUCAUUUUUGGAUUUCAAAAUUACAUUCCUCCCUUCUCCACAGAUUCUGGGAUUUUUACUUACGAUUAUCAGAAGGGGGUGUUAAUUCAAGAGAGGAGGGUGAGGGAGGGGUGUCUGCCGAGGUUUGGGAAGAGGAGAGUGGGGAAAGGAAAUGGCUGCAUGUUCAACCCACACCCCUCUGCUGCCGCCAGCCUGGCCUGGGUGUGAGCGGCACGCUGGGGAUUUGGGCUGAGUUUCCCUGUUCUGAGGAUUCUGAUCACCAACCUGUGUGUUUCCAAGCUAGGAUUGCAAAGAACAGUUUUUCUUUGUGGGUGGAUCUUUCAGUUAGGGAGAAGGAGAGGCCACGAAGCCUUACAGAGCUGAGUAGGAAGGAGUGAAAACAGCUCUCCAGAGGAGAGAAUCCUCAACAAGGACAGUUAUGAAGGGAACCCUGGGCUGAAAAAUUCCACCAGCCGUAUGGAUUUCUAUUUUGGCAGCCAAAAUUUGCUCUGGUUUUACGUGACCUCAUUCACUUCUGAAAGUGGGUUUCUGGCCUCCUUUUGGGGAGGGGGCUGUUUCUCCAGAAGAAAAGCAGGCCCAAGGAUCCCGGGAUAAUGAGAGUGAUAAACUGCACCCAGAGAAGCAGAGAACAGGAACCGGAUGCUAGGAUUACUGACAGAAGCCAACCUUGGCCUCGUAGUCAGGGGCAGCUCCAGGCUGUUUCCAGUGCCACUGCCUCCCACCAGAAAUGAUCCAUGUGCAGAGUGACUUUCAAGCCACCAACAGCCCCCAAGAUCCUGUGGUUCCUAAAAAUAAUAUGAUGUCUUAGCUCCAGGCCUUCAGGCUCUGUCAGAGUGGACCCCUAUCUCGUCCCAGUGUCCUCUCCAUAAUUUUCAGCUCCUCUUUCUCCCAUACAGGGUCACCCUGGGACAUCAGAGAAACUCAGAGAUCAUUGCCCUCUGGCUAGAAGACAGUCACCGAAGUUCAGGCUUUGGAACCGAUAAGUCACUUCUGCCCCAGUUUAAGUGUAGACAAAAACAGGGAUGGGAAGAGGGGAUGAGGAGGUGCUUCCACAAUAUUCUAAGGCUGACUGGAGCAUCUGCUGCCAAGAGUCUCACAGCCUGGAUAAAGGAGGUGCAUGUAGGCAGGAUGCUAAGGUCCCCCCCUUGCCCAGUUUCCAUGCACUCCCCAGCCCACCCCUGUCUGUAUGUACAUUUGCUUUUCGGGGCCCAUCACUGCCCCUUUGGGCCUGGUGGCUGGGAUGAGGCUGCCAGGUGUGCUUUUACCCCAGGGGUCCCGGGCCUGGCUGUAGCAGCUGCCUCAGGCCACCGGAAAGUCCCUAUAAUCCCUGCCUGUGGUGCCAGGCCAAAGCUCGGCCCUACCUUCUUGUCACAGAAAAUCUGUCAUUUGGUUCUUCUUUGAGAAGCCUCAGAAGCUGCCUGGCACCCGAGCGUGCUCACUGCUGCUAUAUCCAGCACACUGGGGGCUCUACAUCCACCAGGUGCCCCAGCCCCUGCAGGGGACUCGGACUCGUAUUUGUAUGGGAAUUUGCUUGCUGUUUUCCAAGAAGAUGACCCCGACCAGAGUGGAUUUCCCGGGGACAAGGAAACUGACUACCUGCUGUGCUCUGCCCCCAGGUACCCAAGGGAAUCCUCUACAUCAGUGAUGUGAAAAAUCCUGUUGCCUGAAGUCAAAGAGAAAAUACGAAGCUGGCAUGCUUAUUGCGUGAGGCAGCUCGGCCCACAGACAGCCACAAAGCACAAGAACAAAACACACUCAGAGAAGAAACAAGAAUGGUGUUUUCCUGGCGUCGACAAGAAGCGCUUUAUUUUUCCUCUAGAUUUCUUUUCUAAAAAAAAAAAAAAAACACACACACACAAAAAACAAAAAAACCAAAACUGAAAGAAACAAUACAGACUUCAGGUGACAAUACUCAAGCAUGUUCUUUUAUUAAGCAUAGGAUGGGCGGAUAAGAGGAAGGUUAAGCAGGACGCUGAAGCGGGCCUGAGAGGCUGUGAGCUAGUGUCGGGAUGCUUCUAGAAACUGCGUUGAAGAACGAGGGAAUGACUUUUUGUGCCCCUCCCCCAAAAGAUCCUGCAUAUUCUUAAGGACGCAACGCUUCCUUUCCCAGCUGGCAAGGUAUCUAGGGAAUGAUUUGCAAAAUGUGUUUGUUAUAAUCUCUAAAGAAUUUUUUGUAUAGCUCUGGCAAGGGAGUCGAUGGACCCGUAUAUUUGUGACCCCACUACCUCUGUCUGUCCCACCUGUUGCCAAGUGCCACCUCCAAGGCCCAGAGAGUUCUCCCAGGUGGGUUUCAAGCCCUCUCAGACUUGGUGAGGAUGAAUGAAAUAGUGAUCUCUUAGAUCCACGUAGCAAAGAAGGACGAACACUUGGUUUUUUGGCCCUAAACUGCAGAGAGCCAGCUCCUGGCUGUGGAGAGGCUGUGGGGCGGUGGGGUGGUGACUGAGUGGGACGGGGGACACUACUAUCCUAAAAGCAAGGAUGGAGAAUCAUUUGUGCUUCUGCAGGGAGACAAGGAACCCACAGACCAACUACAACUUCACUGUCCACUGGCCACACCAUAGAAGCCAAGAGACCCAAGCCUAAACCGCCCCCAGAAAAGAGAUUGUCCCGUCACGCCUGCAUUUCCCACGUUCCCCUGCUACCUAACUUUUUUCAGGCUGUUGCGACUACUCUAUUUCCUCUACUCUGGCAAAUGGGUGUGGAGGGACACGGACCCCCUCAGGAAGCAGGUUGGAAGGGGUCUAGCAUUGGCAGUUAUGCCCGUGUGCACUCGGGGUGGGGGUGUGCCCACCUCCCUUUGCCCCAGCCGCCCCUUAGCUGGCCUGGCUGCCUAGUCCCUCUUGGACCAGCCUCUCGCUGAGCGCCCACAGGGCCCGGGCAGUGUCUUCACUCUGAGCUUCAGUUGAAGGGUUGCAGCGGCAGCAGUUGUUGAAAUACAUGCCUCCCAGGCCCUCGAGUUCCGGAGCGGCAGCGCAGUAGACCGUGGUGGCGGCUCCCUGUUGCUGGAAUCAGAAAAGAAAGCAAAGAGACCGUGAGGGGACGCGCUUCUGAUAUCUGGGGGUGGGCGCCCCUCUCCCCACCCAGCUCAGGGAUAGCUGGACCUCCGCACCUCGAAGGGGGCUGGGCCCAGAGCUCCAGACUGUAACAGGGAGGACGCAACCAUUCUGGAACAAUGAAUUCAUAAACUCUGCUCAUAAACCUGGUGUGACUCGUUACAUCGCAUAGAGGAAAAGGUUUCGAGAAUAAACACGCUCGUCAAUAAAUCACGGCAGCUGUCACUUCCCAGCAGGGAGAAAAAGAUGGUAUCGUUUCAAAAACACAAAAACAAAUUCAUCCAAAACCCUUGACUUCUCAGUGCAUCACGUCAUUUGAUUCCAAAAUGUUUCUAGAACUUUGUGUCUGAAUUAAACUGACUGUUCUGGCAAUGGCCCAUGGGACAGAAAGCCCAAGUACGACUGGUGGCCACAUUUCCUUGAUGCUUUGGCCGAGGUGCUGCUGGGAGAAGGACUCGCAGCACACACACAAACACACACGCACACACACACACACACACCUGCCACAUACAUGACUCAUGCGGGCACAUGGCCCAGUUAUGAAUUCAUCCCAACCCUGCAAAAACCUUUCCCUCAUUGUCAUAUUCGUCCUGUAUUUGCAGUGGGGCUGUGGCUAUGGGGAGACAUUGGCUCCCCGUUUGUUUCAAAAUGCGCGUUGCACCAGUGCAAUUGCUCACUUACAAUUCACCUUUGGAGGAGCACCGGGUGCUGCGGCGAGGGCUGUGUGUGCGGAGGGACAGUCAGGGGUGCUGUAAAGACGGCGAGAAGUCACUCUGCAAUUACUAAUUAAAGGGAAUAGGCUGGUGUUCGCAGGGAGACAGGGUAGGCAAGGCUCUAAUUUAAAACCCAUGCCGUUGCCCUGGCCUCUUACGGUUGUUUACGUGCAUCACAGCCCGGGCAGCUGCAACUCAUUCCCGCCGAUUGGGAGGGGCGGGCGUGCAAGGGGCCGGAAAAGGAAGUCCCGCAAGAUGGGGGCUCUGGCCAAGGCCCUGUCUCGCCCUCCGUGUGGCCUCACUAGGCUGGAGCAGAGCAAAGUCAACUCCCCCUGAAGGAAAAGCGGAGAACCUCAGUGCAGGGGCAUGAGGAGCCGCCGUCCUGCGGAAAGGGGUAGGAAAAAGCUUAAGCGAACUGUUUAUAGCGGCCCUGCGCAGCAGCACCCAGCAGAGGGAUGGGCGGCUGCUGUGCAGCCCCCACCCCCACCCCGUGUCUCCCACGAGUGUUGAUUUGUUGAGUCAGGGUGCAGUAUCAGGGGGUCCUGAGAGUCCGGGCACUCCACUGCAUAAGGGGGUGCUUAGCCCAGUUGCCCUGGAGGGAGCACGGAGCGUGCGCUGCUGGAGAGCUGCAGGGGCGCCAGCAGGUGAGGAGGCCUGGCUGGAACCCGAGGCCCAAGAUGGAGGAGCUGGAGCUGUGAGGCUGGAGGUGGGUGGGGUCACUGGAAACCCUUUGCACAGACCAUAGUUUAAGCAGCUCUCAACAAUAGGCGCAGACUCCGGAGCAGGCUCUGUGUUGCCAAGAUAACAAGCAGGGCCUCUGACCCCAUUUUACUCCUCUCUGCCCCGAGCUGCCGCUACUGCUCAGAACAGCCUGGAAUGGGAGACAGAGAAUGAGACUCUAAGAGACCAAGAUGGCGGAGCUGGCCUGUAGGAGGGCGUCCCUGUGGCUCCCCACCCUCCAGCCCUGGGAAGAGGUAAUGGGUGAGGUGGCCGUGGGGAAAGGGAAGGAUGUCUGAGCAGGAAAUGUGUUGGCGCCCCCUCCCAAAGCUCCCCAUUUUUCUGUCCCUAAAGGCUUUAAACUUCAUCCAAGCAGAGUAUGUAGUGGAGACCCGGCCCCCCCAGGUUUAGCGACUCUCGUGGCAUCUAGAACCAUUGGGGACCAAAGUUCUUCUGAGAAUCAGCAUCUCAAGGUCUAGUCUCCCUUGAGGAAAGUUCUGUGAAACAGACUUGGGGAUUGUUCAUUUGUUUGCAGGCGUGUCCGCGUUGGGGUCGGCAGUCAUGUUUGAGUCUGUGUGAAACCCGAAUGGUCAACUUUGUCAGGCGAAAUGUUGGGGGGCGGUUGGGGGAGGCUGUGGACAGAGACUCGGGUUCUGAUCAUAAUGGGCGGCUUGACUGUAUGGACAUCUCCCCUCAGUCCAGAACUUCAACUUAAUUCAAUAGUAGUUGGUUUGUUACCGCCCCCCUCAAACCCCCAUGGCACCCACUCCACGCAUAGUUAUUUUCUUGGACUCAGUUGUUGCUUUUCUAAUUGACCCGUGUGGUUUCCAGUUUAAUGGAAACACGUUCGUGUCGUCCAGAUUUCCGUUCUGUUGUUAUCCCUAAUAACCCUUAGCUUAGCACCCGGCGCAUUCAUCUGAAGAAUUCUGAGGAGUUUAUCUGCUUCCUCUACCUCCCAUGUGGGGAAGAGGGAAGCAGAGGGCCUCUAAAUUCAGAUGCUCAUCCACUAACUCAAGUCAAAUAUCAUCUCGGCCUCCAGAUGUAGCUUGAGUUCAUGCACGAUGGUUUGUAUCACUUCCUGGAGAUGUCUGGGAGUUCCAUUUUACUUAAAAAAAAAAUUAUUGUUAUUGAUAUAUUUGUUCACAACACUGUCUGUGAUUGAGAGGAACAGACCACACCCCCCACGAAGCACCCGUGGUCCUCACCAUCACCUGCUGGGUCUGUGCCCACCCUACUCUCCGCCACCCCCUCUGGUAGCCUCGGCUCUGCAGUCAGAUUUCUAGGGUUUGUUUUUGUCUAAGCUUUUGUUUCUCUGUAUUGCACGUGUGAGUGACAUCAUCUGGUAUGGCUGCUUCUUUCUGGCUUAUUUCCCGUCGCAUGAUCUCACAUCUUUUUGUUUGUCUUAGCAAGGCGGUCUUCCAUUACAUGCGUAUUCCACAUCAUCUUGCUCCACUCAUCUGACCUGGGCUCUUGGGUUGUUUCCCUAGCCCAGUUCCUGUAAAUAGCGCUGCAGGGAACCCAGAAGUACCUAUUUCCCUUCAAAUAAGUGUUGUGUUUUUCUCCACAGCCUCAGCAACACUUGGCUUUGGAUUUUUUUGGUCUUUUUGAUACGGGCCUUUUUUUUUUCCUUUCCAAAUGCUUUUUUUCCCCUGUUCCAAAUGUUUAUUGAGGUCAGGUAGGUUUGCAUUAUUGUACCUGGGGGUACAAACCUCUCCAAAUGUCUACACCCACACCCUGCCUAUCACCUGUGCCCCAACCAUCCUCCACCUUCUUCUGUUGGGCUGCCACCCACCCGCUCUGGUUGCCUCAGUUUUGCAGUCAGAUGUUAAAAGUUCAUUUUUGGUUUGAUUUUGACGACCCUUUGUUCUGUUACUCCAGCUUCAACAUCUGAGACCAUUCUGUAUUUGUCUUUCUCAUUAUUUACUUAGUUUAGGAUUAUCCUCUCCAGUUCUAUCCAUGUUGUCCCAUAUGGCAGGAGUUCAUCCUUUUUCACAGCUGAGUAGUAUUCCAUGCAAAUAUAGACUCCAUGUUUCUGAUCUGCUCCUCCAUCCUUGGGCACUUAGGCUGUUUCCUUAUGGGCUAUUCUUACCGGUGUGUGAUGGUAUCUCAUUGUGGUUUUGAUCCACUUUUGAUUUGAUAACUGCUGAUUAGUAUUUUUUCUUGUGCAUGUUGGCCAUUUGUAUGUCUUCUUUGGAUGUCUGUUUUGCUCUUCUGCCCAUUAAUUUUAUUGGUGGUUGUUGCAUUGUAUAUGUUUUUUGUAAAUCUCAGCUAUUAGCCCAUUAGCAGAUGUACAAUGUGCAGAUACUUCCCCCUUUCAGCAGUUGUCUUUUCACUUUAAUGGUAGUUUCUUUUGUUGUGCAGAAGCUUUUUAACUUUAUGUGGUCCUUCUUGGUUUUGCUUUUAUUUCCCUUGCUGUUUGAGUCAGCUCCCCAAAGAUAGGGACACCAAUGUUGUGGAGUGUUUUGCCUGUUUUCUUCUUUGUAGUUUAUGUUUCUGGUCUUACAUCCAAAUCUCAUCUACUUUGAGUUAAUUUUUUUUUUUUUUUUUGUAUAUAGUAGUGGUCUAGCUUCAUUCUUUUGCACGUGGCUGUCCAAUUUCCGAACACUAUUUCUCAAAGAGACUUUCUCCACUGUACACUCUUGGCCCCUUUGUCAUAGCUUAAGUGUCCAUAAAAGUGUGGAUUUAUUCCUGGGCUCCUGAAUUCUAUUCCAUUGGUCUGUCUGUUUUUGUUCUAAUCUCAUAUUCUUUUAAUCAUUAUAGCUUUGUAUUAUAGUUUGAAAUUUGGGAGUAAGAUACCUCCAUUUCUUUUUUGUCAAGAUUGUUUCAGUUAUCGGGGUUUUUGCUGUUAUAUAUAAAUUUCAGUGAUAUUUGUUUAAUGUCUUUAAAGAAUGCAGUUGAAAUUUGAUAGGAAUUGCAUUGAAUCUGUAUAUUGCCUUGAGUAAGGUGGUUGCUUUAGCAAUGUUAAUUCUUCUAACCCAUGAGCAGGGGAUGCCUUUCAUUUCCUUUGUUAAGUUUCUUCCUAGGUGUUUCUUUUUGAUGCAGUAGUAAAUAGAAUUGUUUUCUUCCUUUCAUUCUCUUGUUUGUUCUUUGCAUAUGGAGCACAAUCUAUUUUUUGACUUGAUUUUGUAACCUGCCAAUGUACUGUUGUUUUUUUUUUUUUUUCUUCUAGUUUUUCAGUGGAUUUUUAGGGUUUUCUAUGUUUGUUACAUUCAUAUACAUAUAGUUAUAUUUCAUAUACAUAUAUUCAUAUACCUAUAGUCAUACUUCUUCCCCAAUUUGGAUUCCUUUUAUGUCUUUCUGUUGCCUGAUUGCUGUAGCUAGGUUGUGCAAUUCUAUGUUGAAAAAUAGUGGUGAAAGUGUGGACAUCCUGUCUUACACCUGAUCUUUGAAGAAAAGUUUUCAGUUUUUUACCAUGGAGUAUGCUGUUAGCUGUGGGUUUGUCAUGGAUGACCUUCAUUCUGCUGAGGUAUGUUCAUAGUACUCCAUUUUUUGAGGCUUUUUGUCAUAAAUAGACAUUGAGUCUUACCAAAUGUUUUUUCUGUAACUCCUGAGAUAAUUAUAUGGGUCUUAUCUUUCCUUUUGUGGAUAUAUGAAUUACACUGAUCAGUUUUCAGAUGUUGGGGCAUCCUGGCAUCCUUGGAAUAAGUCCCCCUUGGUCAUGAUAUGUAAUCCUUUUAAUGUAUUGUGGAAAUAGCUUUGCUAAGAUUUUGUUGAGAAUUAUGCGUCCAUGUUCAUCAAGGAUAUUGGUCUGUAACUUUCUUUUUUUUAUGCUAUCCUUGUCUACUUUUGGUAUCAGAGUGCUAUUGGCCUCAUAAAAGGUGUUUGGGAACCUCUUUCUUCCUCAGUUUUUUGCAAGCGUUUAGAAGGAUAGGUCCUAGUUCAUCUUUGAAGGUUUGGUAAGACUCACUAGUGGAAUAGAUGUUUGUUAUCAACUCCCAAGAGGUGAGAGAACCCAGUCAGCUCAUCCCCAUAUCCAGGCUUGCCCCACCCCUACCGCAGAGUGUUUCUGUUGCCAGUGUUCACACAACAGAACAAACUGGUCUUUCUCUGGGUCACCUGUCUGGUUCACCGUCAAAGCAGGCCAUGUAGGGCACUUGGCAAAGCAAAAAGUGAGAUUCGUACAAACCCUAUGUGUCAUUUUGCUACUCAGACCUUCUAAAAGGAUGUCCCCUUGCACUCCUGCAUUGCUGGAAUGGUAUGUUUGCAUAGAAAUUUUGCACUUACAUUGAUUCAGAAUGGAGUUGAUGAGGAAGGUGGGGUCAUGUGUUUUGCCUCCUUGGAAUAUGAAAGCAACCGUGAUUGACCGCAUUUCAUGUGAAACUACAUUUAGCUACUAUCCAGAGAACCAUGAUCAAGAACUGGCUUCGGUUCCUGUGCUUCUAGGCUUGGGGAAAGGGGGUGAUACGCAGCCUUAGUCCUAUCACAUGUGGUGGCUCAAGUCUGUGGAGCCUUCCCUUGGGAAAACACGGGACCACAGGGGCCGGAGCAGAGACCUGCUUCUCUACUUGCUUCAUAUCAGCCGUCCACAUUGGGCCAAUUCUGCCUCUCUGAUCCCCACUCCAGCAUGGCGCUUGCCUCCCUUUCCCCUCUGGAGAACCAAGGGUGACAUCUUUUUGUCCCAAACCCGCUACCCUUUUGGUUUCUCAGGGAACUCUCUUCUGGUACCAGUGGCUGCCUCGGAGUGAAAUGUUUGUAUGAUCAGAUGUGACGACAGUUUCAUAACAAGUCCUUGUUCUUGGCUCAUCAGCUUUUUGGGUCUGCCUAUCAUCAGAAGAACACUGAGCCACGUUAGGGAAAUCUCAUUAAGUAAAUAAGCCAUUACUGCUGAGACAAGAUAAAACAUUUUAAACUGAUACAGAAGAGAAACAACUUUAAAAGAGCCCUUUAAUCACCGUCAGAUGGCUUUCUUGCCACUUUCUGGGGGCAACAGUACAUCACUGGAAAAGAUGAAAGAAGGAAAUAAUCUUAGCAAUUCCCUUGCAGAAUAGCUGCAGCCAUGCCUUACUGGUUGCCACCACUGCUUCCUGAUCCAUCAUGAUCAGAUAAUAGCAAUACCUUGACAUCUAAACACUGGCUGGAGCUGUGGGUUCCCCUAAAUGAUUUUUAAAGAUCAAUUUAUCAGAAGGCAUUAGGUUGCGUGCAGUUGCUCGCCGUGGUCACUGGGGUGUUACGUCUCCAUCCCACAGUGAUGGCCAUGAGCACAUUCAUGGAUGACACCAGGCUGAGGGUUUCUGGAAUCUUUCAUCCUGCCUGAGAGCCAUUUCCGAUCUAGUCAAACAUUUGUGAGCUGUCAGAGGGGAACCGUGCCAUCAAUCUGUAUGGUGUAUGUAUAUUACCCAGGAUUCUUGUUUGGGAUUCAGUUAAGACUAUCUGGGUGAUAAGGGUUCAUCAUUCUCUUGCAGAAAGCAUUUGUCAGAUUUUCGGCACAAUCUUCAGCUACAGAAAGGUGGGCUUUGGAAGGCAGCUGCUGUGUAUUUAUACUGGAGGCCCUGAGAUCUAAAUUACCCAUCCCUCCACAACCCUUUGUUGGGAUGAAAAUGUUAAGUAGCCGCGUCUCAUCAACAUUUAUUUGAUAACUGCCAGCCGUCGAUUUGUGGCUGUCAGUGCAGAAUACAAAUGAAUAUUGACUCUUUAAAAAAAGAGAAAAAGGUACAGAGGUUUCUGAUCAACAAUAUAGGCUAAAGAAAAUAACCAGCCGCAUGUGGAUACUGGUCCUGCAUGGGUUCUUUCCUUUGUAAUAAGCACAUGUUACACAACGUACACUGAGUUUUCAGGUUUCCCUGUUUUAUAUUGCAUGUUGACUUAAAGAAUAGAUCCCUGUUUUAAGUAAUUUCAUGAUGAGUCAUCCAAAAUAGACACACUACCACGGAAUAUUCACAGUCAGUGGUUUUGAGAGUCGUAGAUGUUCCAAGAUUGCUUGACGCCUGACGGGCAGCUGCCAGGAUGGGCCCAAGGCUAAAUCAGUCCAUUUAUGCGGAAAGAAGAGCGAGUUCGGGAAGGCGUCCUGGACUUGAGACGGGGCAUACGGCCCCAAGGGCAGCGGGGAGAACACACCUUUCAGAAGUGGGCGGUGAUUCCCAAGCUGAGUGCCAGGAACUUAAUGGUGAGAACAGAGCUGGGGGGCAGGAAGGCAAGUCAGGUGCCCCUUCAAACCCGCGAAGCUUCUCCAGUCCUCUGGAGGCGGGUGGGCACAGCAGAUGCUCCCCGGGUGCAGGAGCAGCGACCCCCGGGGGGUAGCUCUGAACUCGGCAGCAGGGGAAUCUGUCACCGAGCCUGGUGGACGGAGGGGCAGGCUCUGCUGCCACGGGACGCACAGCUGUGGGAUGCACGGCUGCCUCCACACCCCCUGUCUCCCAGAAACAUCCUCAGAAGAUUGUUUCUUGCCAUUUCUCCAGAGAAGUGCAACUCGCUGUUUCGGAGUUCAGCUCCCACACCUGGGUGCUGGGGACCCUUCCGUUCCUCCACAACAAUGACCAUUUGCGUCUCUGAUUUUGGCAAACGGGAGCAAAGACCUGUCCCUACAUCCGGGAACGCCCUGGAAGGGGAACACAGUGCCACACACUCCACUAGUUAGACUCACACACCUGCUGCAGGUCCCCCCCAGGAGCGUGAGCGCAGCGAGCAGUCACCCUGGGCUCCGCUGCGAGGCCCGCGUAACCGCUGACGGGCAGGAUCGUGCUGGGCGGCCGAGACGCGCACCGGGCUGGGGGACAGGGGACAAGAGAGCGGAGGGCUCGGCACCCCCAAACCGUCAUGCUUCCCUAGGAGUCGUCGCUAACUGGGCCUUUUCCAGUGGCGCCCGCGGCUGGUUCGUACUGAGAGCUAGUCACUGGCCGGGCUCUGGGUGAGCCGGGGGCUCGGCCCCUCACCCCGUUCCGCAGAGGCGGCUGUGCCCGGGGCAGGAGGGCGGUGAACACAAGCAGCGAGCGCACAACCGCACGGAUGGGCCCGCUGGGCCCGCAGCUCUGGAAACCGCCUUCCCAGAUAUGCCACACGACGCUUGCUCGCCGCCCCGGCUCCUGCCCCCUUAUUCCCGCCGGGCCGAAGCCUCCUUCCCAGGCGUCUCCGCCGCCUUCUCGCCAGGC
Talpa occidentalis (Iberian mole) is the source of this 15839-nucleotide messenger RNA. It is a transcript of the gene MAF, whose product is annotated as MAF bZIP transcription factor. Gene Ontology annotation, molecular function: DNA-binding transcription factor activity, RNA polymerase II-specific; RNA polymerase II cis-regulatory region sequence-specific DNA binding. The record is from RefSeq and is a predicted model, not a curated record. Gene Ontology annotation, cellular component: nucleus. Bases 120 to 1337 code for a protein of 405 amino acids. The transcript has 4 exons. Lineage: Eukaryota; Metazoa; Chordata; Mammalia; Eulipotyphla; Talpidae. Gene Ontology annotation, biological process: regulation of transcription by RNA polymerase II; lens fiber cell differentiation.